AUGAGGGAGAGGUAUAGGGAAAGGAUGGGAGAGGUGAGAGUGGAAGAAGGAGAAGUGGAGGAGGAAAUUGAACAGAUGAACAAAAGGAUAAAAGAGGAGAUGAUUAAGGAGGAAGAAGGAGGGAGGGGGGAAGGAGAGAGGAGAGAAGGAUGGUGGGAUGAGGAAUGUAAGGAGUUAAAGAGAAAGGCGAAGGAGGAACUGAGGAGAUGGAGGAAAGGAAUAACUGGGAAAGAGAUGUACAGCAACGAGAAGAGGGAAUUCAGAAGAGUAUGCGAUGAAAAGAAGAGAAAAGAAAAUGAGAGAUGGGAGAGAUGGGCGAUGGAGGAGAGGAGUGAGCCUGAGAUUAGCAGAGAAGAAAUAAGGAAUGUAGUGAGGAAUUUGAAGAACAAUAAAGCGACGGGAGAGGACGAGAUACCGAAUGAAGCAUGGAAGUAUGGAGGAGAAAAGAUAGAGGAGUGGAUAGAGAAGAUGUGUAACAGAAUUUGGAGAGGAGAAGGAUGGCCAGAAGGAUGGAAGGAGGGAAUAAUAGUACCGAUAAUCAAAAAAAGAGAAGGAAGAGUGGUAAAAGAAUACAGAGGAGUCACGCUAUUGCCGACGUUAUACUCGUACAAGAUAUAUGCGUCGGUAUUAGCAGGCAGGUUAAGGCAGGAAAUGGAGGAGAAGGAAGCAAUACCGCAGAAUCAGGCUGGGUUCAGGAAAGGGAUGGGAGCGAUGGAUAACGUUUAUGCACUAAAUUAUCUGGUGAACAGGCAAACAAAUAGGAAAAGAGGGAAAUUGGUGGUACUAUUUCUAGAUCUGAAAGCAGCAUUUGACUCGGUAGACAGAGGGAUACUUAUAAAGGCGAUGAGGGAGAGAGGAAUCAGGGAGGGCUUGAUCAGCAGAUGUGAGGAGAUAUUAGCGGAAACGAAAAGCAGAGUGAGAGUAGGAGAAGAGGCGGGAGGGAUAUUUUGGACAGGAAGGGGCGUAAGGCAGGGAUGUCCGUUAAGUGCGAUCAUGUUUAACCUGAUCAUGGCAGACAUGGAAGAGGUGUUAAAAAAGGGAAGAUGGGGAGGAGUAAAAUUGGGAGAGGAGAAAAUUUAUACGCUAGGAUAUGCAGACAAUGUGGCAGUGUUGGCAGAGGAGCAAAAGGGAAUGAGAGCGAUGAUGGCAAGACUGGAGAGAUAUAUGGAUAGGAAAGGUAUGGAGGAAGAGCACGUGAAGGAGAGAAUUAAGCAAGGAAUGGCAGUAAUGGGACAAGUAUGGGGGAUAGGCAAAAGAAGAUUCGGAAGAGAAUGGGAAAAGAAAAUAUGGCUUUAUGAUAGUUUGGUAUGGUCGGUGAUAGGAUAUGGUGUGGAGGUAUGGGGAUGGGAGGAGAGAGAAUCAAUGGAAAGAUGUCAGGAGAAAUAUUUGAGAUGGGUACUAGGAGUAGACAGAAGGACGCCAGGGUAUAUGGUAAGGGAGGAGGUGCAAAGGGAAAAGCUAAGGGAAAGGGCAGGGUUGAGAAGAGCAUGGGAAUGGGAGAGAAGAUUAGAGGAAGGGAAAGGUAGUGAGAUAGCGAGGAGGUGUUUAGAAGAGAUAAAGAGAAGAGCAGAAGGAGGGAAGGAGUUAUCGAGGUGGGAGAGAGGCAGGAUAGAAUUCUUUGAGAGGAGAGGGUGGGAGAUAAAGGAGGUAAGGAGGAGGAGGGAAAAAGGGGAAACAAUGGUAGAGGAAUUGAUCAAGGCAGGGAGGGAUUUGGGAAAACAAGAGAGAUGGGAAAAAAUAAGGAACUCGAAGUACAACGAGUGGUAUAAAUAUAUCAAAACGGAGCAAAUACCAAUAUAUCUUAAAAAGGGAUGGGGAGACAGUAGGUGGAGAAGGAUAGCGAGAAGCAGACUAGGAAACGAGGUGAGGGGGGGCAGUAUUGGAUGA
Messenger RNA from Vollenhovia emeryi, 1887 nucleotides. RefSeq lists its product as uncharacterized. The record is from RefSeq and is a predicted model, not a curated record. Lineage: Eukaryota; Metazoa; Arthropoda; Insecta; Hymenoptera; Formicidae. The coding region runs from base 1 to 1887 and encodes 628 amino acids. The transcript is spliced from 3 exons.